Messenger RNA from Trifolium pratense (red clover), 3302 nucleotides. RefSeq names its product cation/H(+) antiporter 15-like. Gene Ontology annotation, cellular component: endomembrane system; membrane. The record is from RefSeq and is a predicted model, not a curated record. NCBI's taxonomy places the organism in Eukaryota, Viridiplantae, Streptophyta, Magnoliopsida, Fabales, Fabaceae. Gene Ontology annotation, biological process: regulation of pH; proton transmembrane transport. Gene Ontology annotation, molecular function: antiporter activity. The transcript has 3 exons. The coding region runs from base 705 to 3233 and encodes 842 amino acids.
CAUUUGAUAUCUUAUUGAGACCCCUAAAAAUUAACGGUAUUCAAUAAAAAUUCAUAAACUGUUAAUUUUGACAGGUCUCAAUAACAUAUCAAAUGAUUUUCAAUUUUUUUUAAAAAAUUUAUGGAUGAUCUACACGAUAUAAACUUUCUAUCCAACGGCGGAUUUUGUAAAAUUUGUAUUCGUUAUAGUGUUUUUGGUGACUUGUGCAUGGUGCACAACUUAAGACACUUGUGUACCAUAGACUUUGCGUCAUAUAACAUAAAACAUAAACAUAGAAUCAUAAGCUUUCUUAAAAUAGACUUUCCUCCCUUUAACAUAGGCCCUAGAAUUUAACUAAAAUUUCCACUUGGAGUGGAAAACCACCAAAACAAAACCAACCUCUCUCUCUCUCUCUCUCUCUCUCUCUCUCUCUCUCUCUCUCUCUCUCUCCCAUUGGUUUCUAAUUUUUGUCAAACAAAGUAAAUAUAAUAGUUUUCCUUCAUCUUCUUACAUUUUUUUCCCUCCUUAUCAUCCAUCUGCAAUAUCUUUUCAAGAACAAGACCAAAACAUAUUCUUUCAGAUUUUUUUUUUAUUGCUGUAAUGUGAUAUAUUUUAUUAUAUGCUGCUAGUUCAUUGGUAAUGCAAGUUUGACACAUGAAAUAGUCUUCUAUUAGGAUUGCAUAUAACAGGACGUGAAAGUUGUUAUAUAGCAAUAGAGGAAAAAAAUGGGAGAUAAAGGAAAUAAAACAGAUGAAUAUAUAGUGUGUUAUGCACCAACCAUGAUAACAACAAAUGGAAUAUGGGAAGGAGAUAACCCUUUGGAUUAUUCUCUCCCACUUUUCAUCUUGCAAUUAACCUUAGUUGUUGCAGCCACUCGAAUAUUCGUCUUUCUUCUCAAGCCCUUUCGCCAGCCACGCGUCAUAGCCGAAAUUCUGGGAGGAGUAAUGUUAGGUCCUUCGGUACUCGGAAAAAACAAAACAUUCGCCAAUGCAGUGUUUCCUCUAAGAAGUGUGAUGGUGAUUGAAACAAUGGCAAAUGUUGGUCUUCUUUAUUUUCUGUUCUUGGUUGGUGUGGAGAUGGACAUAACCAUUUUGCGCAGCGUAGGUAAAAAGGCAGUCACUGCAGCAAUUGCCGGCAUGAUUUUGCCUUUCAUCCUUGGUGGUGCUUGUGCCGUCCUUUUAAAUGAUAAAAAAAACAGUGAGAUGAACCAAGGAACUUAUAUUCUGUUCAUCGGUGUCGCUCUUUCUGUCACUGCAUUUCCUGUUCUAGCUAGGAUCCUUGCUGAGCUAAAACUUAUUAACACGGAUUUAGGAAGGCUUGCUCUUUCAUCUGCACUCAUUAAUGAUGUUUGUGCUUGGAUUCUCUUGGCUUUAGCAAUUGCCAUGGCUGAGAAUGAAACAAGUUCUUUUACUUCCCUUUGGGUUUUAUUGUCCGGCGCAGCGUUUGUCGCCUUUUGUGUUUAUGCCGUUAGACCAGCAGCCUCAUGGAUUGUUAAGAAAACACCCGAAGGAGAAUCUUUUAGUGAAUUCUAUAUAUCUCUUAUAUUAGCCGGUGUCAUGGUCUCCGGUUUCAUCACAGAUGCUAUUGGAACUCAUGCUGUUUUCGGAGCUUUUGUGUUUGGUUUGGCGAUCCCGAGUGGACCGCUCGGUGUUACUCUUGUGGAAAAGCUUGAGGACUUUGUUUCAGGACUUUUGCUCCCUCUAUUUUUCGCCAUCAGCGGACUAAAAACCAAUAUAGGACUUGUUCAAGGUUCUCACACUUGGACUAUUAUUAUUGUUGUCAUUUUUCUUGCUUGCAUUGGCAAAAUUGUUGGAACUCUAGCUGUUGCAAUAUUUUAUCAAAUGCCGAUUCGCGAAGGCGCUACGCUCGGUUUACUCAUGAACACAAAAGGCCUUGUUGAAAUGAUUGUGCUGAAUGUUGGAAAGGACCAAAAGAUUUUUGAUGAAGAAUCAUUUGCAGUGAUGGUGGUUAUAACAUUAUUAAUGACAGGAAUAAUUGUACCUUUUGUAUCAAUAAUUUAUAGACCAUCAAGGAGAAACAUAUAUUACAAUAGAAGAACACUUCAGAUAUUAAAACCAGAUGCAGAAUUUAGAGUACUAGUUUGUGUACAUAGUCCUCGAAACGUGCCAACAAUGAUCAACCUCAUUGAAGCCUCGAAUCCAACAAAGGGGUCGCCAAUAUGUGUCUAUGUGCUCCAUUUGGUCGAACUUAGCGGUCGAACAUCAGCGAUGCUCAUUGUUCACAACACCAAUAAACCAGAACAUGCGGCACUUAACCGAACUGAAGCUCAAUCCGACCACAUAAUCAACGCAUUUAAAAACUACGAACAACACACAUCCUAUGUCUCGGUCCACCCCUUAACAGCAAUGUCCCCUUACCCAACAAUGCACGACGAUAUAUGCAAUUUGGCAGAAGACAAACGUGUAUCACUAAUAAUCGUUCCGUUUCAUAAACAACAAACAGUUGAUGGUGGAAUGGAAACAAUAAACGUGGCGUUUCGAACAAUCAACCAAAAUGUACUAGCAAAUGCACCUUGCUCUGUCGGAAUUCUAGUUGAUAGAGGCUUAAGCGGUUCGAACCGAUUAGUCUCAAAUCAAACAUCACAUCACGUAGCUGUUAUGUUUUUCGGUGGUCCAGACGACAGAGAAGCGUUAUGCUACGGAUGGAGAAUGUUGGAACAUACUGGUAUAAACCUAACGUUAAUGCGAUUUGUCCCAGGAGAACAAGUAAGCAGACCGGUUCGACAACAACAUGGAUCCGGUUUAGAUGGACCAAGUGUGGUAACAGUUGAAACAGAAAAUGAUAUAGAUAAACUACUUGAUGAUAAACUAAUAAAUGAGUUUAGGAUGAGAUAUGGGAAUGAUAAUUCAGUUGAUUAUUUAGAAAAAGUAGUUAACAAUGGAGAGGAAACAGUUGCAGUAAUAAGAACAAUGGAUGAUAUUCAUGAUCUUUUCAUUGUUGGAAGAGGUCAAGGAAUGAUAUCACCAUUGACAGCAGGACUUACUGAUUGGAGUGAGUGUCCUGAAAUGGGUGCAAUUGGUGAUUUAUUAGCUUCUUCAGAUUUUGCAGCAACUGCUUCAAUUUUAGUAGUUCAACAAUAUGUUGGAACAGGUUCAAAUGAUGAUGGAUUAGAAACACCAAAUGGUUAUGGUGGUGAUGAAUAUAAUAAUAAUGUUGACAUAAAUCAUCAUUCUGCACCACCAAGAGGACAAACUGUUUUUAAUACAGACAGAAUCAGUCCUCAUAAUUUGUAAUAUACUAGUUCUGUCACUUCUUAUUAGCCCUUACCAUUUUCAGAUAUAUUAAGAUUAAGAAAAGUAGAG